Molecule: messenger RNA, 3054 nt
Organism: Meloidogyne enterolobii
Lineage: Eukaryota; Metazoa; Nematoda; Chromadorea; Rhabditida; Meloidogynidae
Source: the annotation of a GenBank genome assembly
AUGGUCAACAUUUUCGUAUUCCUUGGGCAGAGAAUAAAUAUAUUGAUCUUUACCUUGGUCGCUGAAAAUGGAGGAUUGAGAAAAGUUUCAGAAACUAGACGUUGGUCACAUAUUGCCAAAUGUCUAGGAUUUAAACCAACAGCUGGACCAUCACUUAAAUAUCAUUAUACCAAAUGGAUUCAACCUUUUGAAUUGCACCUUUCAGAUUGUAACGAUGACACUGGACCAUCUACCUCAGAAGAUACCAAAGACGAAUGUAAAAAUGUACCUCAAACUCGCCGCCAAAGUCGAAUGAUGGCUGGCCUCGAAAAGAGACGGAUAAAGCCGAUUCCUUCAUUGGACAAGAGUUCUUUGCAAGAUAAAUCUGAUCAUCGAACUCCAAUUGAACUUGUAAUUUGUGCAAAAUGUGGACAUGGAGAUGAUGAGGCUCGUUUACUACUAUGCGAAACAUGUGACAAUUCUCUUCAUAUUUAUUGUGCUAACCCACCUCUUAUGGAAGUCCCAAAAGGCGAAUGGAGAUGUCAUACUUGUGUUACUAAUGCAGUCAAAAGUGUUUCAACAGAUUUUGGUUUUGUAGAUUCUCAACAAAUUUUUAAUUUGAAUACUUUUGGUGAUUGGGCAAAUACUUUCAAACAACAAUAUUUUAAAGAGAUUCCGACGAAUGUACCUCGUGAAAAGGUUGAGGCAGAAUUUUGGCGUAAUGUAGUCGACAUUGACAGCGUUGUUCAAGUUAAAUAUGGAGCUGAUUUAAUUUCGAGUAAAGUAGGAAGUGGAUUUCCUCGACGUGAAGAUUCUUUAAAUGGAAUUGAUUUUAAAGAAAAGCAAUAUUAUGUUAAUCAUCCUUGGAAUUUGAAUAAUUUGCCAAAACUCAAGGAAAGUGUUCUCUGUCAUAUGCAUACUGAUAUUUCUGGUAUGAUGGUUCCAUGGGUUUACGUCGGAAUGUGUUUCUCAACCUUUUGCUGGCAUGUUGAAGAUCAUUGGACUUACUCAAUCAACUACAAUCACUGGGGCGAACGUAAAAUUUGGUAUGGGAUACCUGGCGAUGAGGCUGAACAUUUUGAUCAAGUUAUGCAAGAAUCUUUCCCAGAAUUAUUUGCUGAUCAAAACGAUUUAUUACAUCAUAUGACAACAGCAUUAAAUCCUCGAUUUUUAAUCGAUAAGGGCGUCCCAGUUUAUUCGUGCCAUCAAAACGCAGGGGAAUUUGUUGUGACUUUUCCUAGAGCAUAUCAUGCUGGUUACAAUGAAGGAUUGAAUUUUGCGGAGGCUGUCAAUUUUGCUCCGCCUGAUUGGCUUCGAAUGGGAAGACAAUGCCUAGAAAAUUAUGCUUCAGUUCAACGUAAUUGUGUUUUUUCACAUGAAGAACUUUUAAUGAAAAUGGUUGGAUAUGCAAAGAAAAUGAGUAUAAGUAUGUGUUUGGCAACACUUGAAGAAUUAAGUUGGAUUGUGUCAAAAGAAACAGAAUUUCGUAAAAAAUUAUCUGAAGCUGGUUUGCGUGAAAGUCAAUUUUGUAAAUUUGAAGAUCUUUCGGAUGAUGACAGGUUUACUUUUUUGAAAAUUUUUUUAAAAACUUUGAGAUUUAUUUUAAGAGCUUGUGCGGUCUGUCGAACAACUUUAUUUUGUUCUGGUUUGGUUUGUAAGCAUGAAGGAAAAAUUGUUUGCUCUCAACACGUUGAUAGACUAUGCGAUGAAUGUUUUAUAAGAGAUUCUUGCCUUAAGUUUCGCUAUACACUAGAAGAUUUAGUUCCUAUGGUCAAACGCCUUUCUGCCCGUACAACUUCAUAUUUUGAAUGGAAAAGGAGCCUGUCUCAAUUUAAUAAUUUAAUUGAAGAAGUUUAUAAUUCUCAACAAAAUGGAGGAGGAGAAGACUCUGUAAAACAAAAAUUAGAUGUUAAUAAAAUGCGAACACUUGCUGAUAAAUGGCGAACUUCUCGAUUUCCGCAUUGUGCUGAAAUUCAACGAAUCAAUCAAAUUUUGUCGGAUUUUGAUAAAAUAACAACAAGUUUAAAUAGAAUACUUUGUCGAAAGAUUCGUCUAAGAGAUCAGACAAUCUGUCAAAAGGUGGAUACUCGCUGUGAAUAUUCUGAAGUUUUAAAUUUACGUGAUCAAUUGGAAAAAUCAAUUUUUGAUGAUGAUGAAUUGGAAAUUGGAUUAAAGGAACUUUGUGCUAAAGUUGAUAAUUGGAAACAACGAGUUCAAAAAUGUUUAGCAGAUGAAUAUUCUGGUUUUCGCUCAAUAGAUGCUCUUUACUCACUUAUUAAUGAGGCUGAAGAUGAAUUUAAUAUACGUUUGGAUGCAGAGGGGUUAGAUGAAUUGAGAUCUGUCCUUGAACGUUACCAAUGGAUAAUUAAAGCUGAAAAAUUGCUGCAACAAAUUAAUCAAUUUGUAAAUAUUAAACAUGAAGAGGACCAUGAACAAAAUGGCAUUACAAAAAAUAUGGAAGAGGAAGACGAAGAAAAGCAUGAGCGUUUGAGUCUUCAAAAUAUUGGGAAAUUGGUAAUUGAGUCGUCUAGAUGGCUACAAAAUUGUCAAAACGUUGCAAAUUUAACAAGACAAUUGGAAGAAAAAUUUGAUUUGGGAACUCGAACUGAAACAUUGGCAACUGAUUUUUUGGAGAAUUCUUCUAGUAAUAAUAAUGUUGGAGGAAUUGAAAAAGCAGAAGAAUUUUGGAAUGAAAAUUUGUCGGUUGUUGAUUGGCUUGAGUCGGAUUCUUUGCAAACUUUUCGAGAUGAAUUGGAGGUUGCUCGACAAAUCAACACCGAAUUUGCUUCACUUAUUAAUGGAACUUUAACUUUAGCUAAACUAGAACAAUUAAAUAAGACUUGUUCAAAUUCAAUUUUUGAACGUAAUUCCCAAAAACAUUCAAAAAUCAUUCAAAUGGCUGAUGUCUUGAACAAAUUUGUAGAUAAAAUUAAAACAAUUUUUCUAAUAAAUUUUAAUUAUUAUAAUCUUUUUGAUAUUAUUGCGGGAAGAAGUGAUUUACCAGCUUUAGUCGAAGGCGACCCUUUACAUCUUUCACUUUUUGAGUCGACGGAUUAUGCUGAAAAGUAUUUUUAA